AUGUCUCAAUCUAAUACCUUACAAACAACAAGUUACUUACAAUUGAUUAAUAAAACUUUGAAACCAUCUAUGAAAAAUCAAUAUUCUAGUCUUUUUCAUGCUAUACGAGCUCUUUAUACAGAAGAAGGAUUAAGUGCAUUGUAUCGUGGUUUUUCCCCUGCUCUCCUCGGUAUUAUCCCAUAUGCUGGGACAGCUUUCUUUACGUUUGAAACACUGAAAGAAACUUGUUUAGACAGAAACAAAGAUCCGAUCACUGGUAAACGGCCUAAAAAACUGUAUCCAUUUGAAAAUUUAUGUUGUGGUGCAGUGGCUGGAAUUUUAGGACAAACUGCUUCUUAUCCACUAGAUAUUGUUAGACGAAGAAUGCAAACUGCUAAUAUUACAGGUCAUCCAGAAUACAUAGAAAGUGUAUAUAAAACAUUACGAUAUGUAUAUAAAGAUGAAGGUUUUAUUCAUGGAUUAUAUAAAGGUUUAUCAGUGAAUUGGAUUAAAGGGCCAGUAGCUUCAGGUAUUAGUUUCACUGUUUAUCAUCAAUUUCAACAUUUACUUCAUCAAUGGAUAAUAAUUGAUGAAUAAUUUUUCUUCUUUUCAUCAUUGAUAAUUAUUAUUUUCUUUCGUUACCAUCUAUUUAUUAAACAAGAACCAAACUAUUAUGGAUAUUACAUCAUAAAUGCUUAUGAUCUCUCUCUAAACACGA
Molecule: messenger RNA, 697 nt
Organism: Schistosoma bovis
Lineage: Eukaryota; Metazoa; Platyhelminthes; Trematoda; Strigeidida; Schistosomatidae
Source: the annotation of a GenBank genome assembly